GCUUGUUAUAGGUUAUAUGUCAAAAAAGGAAAAGCAUGAAGAUUAUUUAUAUUUAAAACUUUUAAAUAAAAUAUAAGUGGAGCGUGCUUAAUCAAUAGGAAUAAAUAAAUAUUAUACUAUGGCUUUAACAUUUUCAAGUAACUUUGCAAGAUCAACGACGAUAAAAUUGUUAGGAGAAAAAUUUGCAGCAAUAAAUUUAACGUACAAUUCUAAUCAAAUAAGGGAAAGGCACGUUCUAAACCCGAAACCCAGAUUGAGAAAUCCUACAUGGUUUACGAAGCAAAUGAAAGUUAAAAGAGAUGAACUAAUUACAAGAGAAAACGAAGCUUUCAUUCAACAAGCCGUUCAAGAUAAAUACAGCAAUGUCACUCCUAAAGCAGAAAUAGCAACUAACGUAGAAUGGUCACCCAAAUACCAAAGAACCGGAGUAAUAGCCAGAAAAAUCGGAGUGUACCCUUUAUGGCUCAAAACCGGAGAAAAAAUCCAAACCACUUUACUCGAAGUUCUCGACAAUCAUGUAGUCAAACAUUACCUCCCGGAAGAGUACGAUCCGCCCAGAAAGCGCCCAAAAUUAAUCGUUAACAAAAAACAUUGUUUAAUUCUGGGCGCGGGUGCCGGAGACCCGACCCUUUUUACCCGGGAAUACUGCGGUUUGUUCAACGAAUCAGGCAUUAUACCGAAAAAAAUACUGGCUAGAUUCUUCAUAAGUCCUGAAGCUACGUUACCAUUAGGUACGUUAAUAACAGCCAAGCAUUUUCAAGUAGGCAACACUGUUGAUGUCAGAGGAAAAACAAUCGAUCGAGGUUUUCAAGGUGUGAUGAAGCGCCACGGGUUUAAAGGAAUGCCAGCAUCUCAUGGAGUCACGAAAACUCACAGGAGGCCUGGUAACAUAGGCGGCGGUGGAGAAAAAGGGAGAGUUUGGCCCGGAACCAAAUUGCCGGGGCAUAUGGGCAAUACGUGGAGAAUCGCCAAGGGCUUGAAGAUAUUAAGGAUGAACACCAAAUACAACGUCAUGUGGGUCUCGGGACAGGCCAUUCCCGGAGAAACUAAUUCCAUUUGCUAUGUGUUUGAUACUAAUCUACCAUUAAGAAAACCGGAAAAACCAGUUCCUUUCCCCACGUAUUUUGAAACGGGAAGCGAAGAAGUUCCUGAAGAUAUUUACGAUGAAAGCAUACAUCGCUUUGAUGACCCUUCCCUUAUUUUUAAGGAACAAAAGUAGUUUGUAAAGUAGUACUUAAAUAUA
Messenger RNA from Phyllotreta striolata, 1243 nucleotides. The record is from the annotation of a GenBank genome assembly. Lineage: Eukaryota; Metazoa; Arthropoda; Insecta; Coleoptera; Chrysomelidae.